AACUAUACUGAGGUACACUCCUAAUAUAAAAUGCAGUAUCUCUAAACUAGUGUUGCAACCUGUUUGUUAUAGCAUUCAUCUAACUCUCUGACCAAGCGGCAAAUCCUGAUUAAGCCACUCUAUUUCCACAAGCUGUUUAGAAGUUUUUGACUUCUAUAUAUUAAUCUGGAUUAACGGCUGUUGGCUUUAUGUGUAGGGCUGAAGAGCUUUGGACAGUAUGGUGAGGUGGUUCCAUCCGAAUAUAACAGGGAUUGAAGCAGAACAGGUCUUAUUAUGUCGAGGAGUUCAUGGGAGUUUCCUAGCUCGGCCCAGCAAAAGCAACCCGGGUGACUUCACUUUAUCAAUUAGGCGAAAUGUUGAAGUAACGCACAUAAAGAUUCAGAACUCAGGUGACUAUUAUGAUCUUUAUGGAGGAGAAAAGUUUGCAACGUUGGCAGAGUUGGUUCAACAUUACACAGAGCAAGAAGGUCUUCUACGAGAGAAAAAUGGAGAUGUGAUUGAACUGAAGUACCCCCUGAACUGCCGAGAUCCAACAUCUGAGAGGUGGUAUCAUGGACAUCUGUCAGGUAAAGAUGCUGAAAAACUUCUGACUGAUAAAGGAAAACCUGGAAGUUUCCUGGUGCGAGAAAGUCUCAGUAAACCAGGGGAUUUUGUCCUUUCAGUGCUAACCAAUGAAGAAAAAGUUGAAAAUGGAGAUCGCAAACCAAGAGUGACACAUGUGAUGAUUGGGUAUCAGGCUGGAAAAUAUGAUGUUGGUGGAGGUGAAAGAUUUGACACCCUUACUGAUCUGGUGGAACACUACAAAAAAAACCCAAUGGUGGAAGUUUCUGGUAUUGUCGUUCACCUUAAACAGCCAUUUAAUGCCACAAGGAUAAAUGCUGCGAACAUAGAGAAUCGGGUGAAAGAGCUCAAUAAAACAGCAGAUAACACAGAAAAGGCCAAACAAGGUUUCUGGGAAGAGUUUGAGCUCCUUCAGCAACAGGAACAUAAACUAUUGUAUAGCAGGAAGGAAGGCCAGAGAAUAGAGAACAAAAACAAAAACAGAUACAAAAAUAUUCUACCAUUUGAUAAUACCAGAGUUAGCCUGAAGGAAGUCGAUGAAAGUGUAGUGGGAGCUGAUUAUAUCAAUGCUAAUGAUAUCACAAAUGGAAAAAGUGGAGAUGACUGUAAAAACUACAUUGCAACGCAAGGCUGCCUUCAGAAUACCAUCAAUGAUUUUUGGAAGAUAAUUUAUCAGGAAAAUGCCCAUGUCAUUGUCAUGACAACCAAAGAAAUAGAAAGAGGAAAGAAUAAAUGCGUUCGCUACUGGCCAGAUUUGGAAACUUCAAAGGAGUAUGGCUUGAUUUCAGUGCGGAAUCUGGAAGAACGCAUGGCACAAGAUUACAUUGUACGUGACCUGGAGGUCACACGAAUAGACCAGAAUGACCUUCCUCGGCACAUAUGGCACUAUCAGUAUCUCAGCUGGCCUGACCAUGGGGUUCCCAAUGAACCAGGAGGAGUGUUGAGUUUCCUGGACCAAGUAAACCGAGCGCAGCAGAGUAUUCCAGACAUGGGACCUAUUAUAGUGCACUGCAGUGCUGGCAUUGGGAGAACAGGAACCAUAAUUGUCAUAGAUAUGUUAAUAUCUGACAUCAGUAGACAAGGUUUGGACUGUGAUAUAGACAUCCCAAAAACUAUCCAAAUAGUACGGAAACAAAGAUCAGGAAUGGUACAAACUGAGGCUCAGUAUAAGUUCAUAUACAUGGCUGUACAACAAUAUAUUGAAACUGUUCAGAGAAGACUACAGGAAGAACAGAAAAACAAAACUAAGGACCGAGAGUAUUCUAAUAUCCGAUAUCUUCCUACGGAGGUGAAGACCAAAAGACAAGCAGGCACAUCUCGUGAUUUUUCAUUGUCAAAAGAAGAAUCAUCCUGUCUUUAUGAAAAUUUAAACAUCAAAACUUCUAAAGCAUCAGGAGGCAGCAAUGCAAAAAGAUAAAAGCACCAAGUGAACUGGCUGCUAUUUCCUCUGUUUACAUAAAGCUUCGGCCUGCACCUGCAUUGACGAUUGUUCAACCACAGCUAUCUCUGGAUCCCUGUGCUCUGCACUUCUGUGAACCAAAUGCCUGAAGAAAACUGCCUUCCAAAAACUGUUUAAUUUAUUAAGUAGGGAAGAUAUUUUUUUAAAUUAUACUGUUAUUUGUCAGCUUGUAUUUAGAAAUGUACUUCUAAGUGCCUCUCCUUGGAAUUGAUAAAUGGAUGAGUUUAAUUUUCCUAUGUUAAAAUUUAAUGAUUAAUCUAUGCAUUGCUUUCGGGGAGAAAAAGAUAAAUGUUUGACAAACUAUAAGCUCUUUUUUUCAUGUUAUGUUCUCCCUGGUUUUUUUUUGUAUAAAAAAAAAGAUAAAUUAUUAACAUUGUAUUUUGCAAAUGUAUUUUAAUAUAAAUGUUGCAAACAGCUGCAGUGCUGCUUAAGAUGUUCUGGUGGUACCUGCCCAUAUAGCAACAAUCCUGGCAGUAAUACAUUUAUAUACUCGACAACAGUGCCUCAAGCAGGAAUUAAGUGGUAGUGCAACUUUGACAUGCAGUAGAAAAAACAUUGAAACCAUCAGCCUGGAAACGGAAGGGCAUUUGUUGUGGGCCAACAUAUUGCUUGCAGCAGGAUAUACCGUGCGCAAUGAAAUGCCUUUCCUUCACGGCAAGGAAAAUUGGUGAAUCCAAUGCUGGGGCAGGGGCUGGUAUGUUGCAGGAGCAAGUCCGAAGGAUGCGGGGAGG
This is a messenger RNA of Amblyraja radiata (thorny skate), 2751 nucleotides long. It is a transcript of the gene ptpn11b, whose product is annotated as protein tyrosine phosphatase non-receptor type 11b. The transcript has 16 exons. NCBI's taxonomy places the organism in Eukaryota, Metazoa, Chordata, Chondrichthyes, Rajiformes, Rajidae. Gene Ontology annotation, biological process: positive regulation of ERK1 and ERK2 cascade; protein dephosphorylation. Gene Ontology annotation, molecular function: non-membrane spanning protein tyrosine phosphatase activity; receptor tyrosine kinase binding; cell adhesion molecule binding. The record is from RefSeq and is a predicted model, not a curated record. Bases 218 to 1978 code for a protein of 586 amino acids. Gene Ontology annotation, cellular component: cytoplasm.